Molecule: messenger RNA, 1354 nt
Organism: Paramecium pentaurelia
Lineage: Eukaryota; Ciliophora; Oligohymenophorea; Peniculida; Parameciidae
Source: the annotation of a GenBank genome assembly
AUGUAUAAAUUCCUAAUACUAUUGUAAGUACUUUUUUGGAUUAGUGAAACAAAGAGAAUUUAAAAGAGUUUUCGUAUCAGAUAACUCUCUGAUUGGGAAUAUUUGACAAAAUUUGGAGCUGAAGUUGGAGAUGUCACUUAUCAUAUCAAAUUUAGAAUUAUUGGAUUGGAAUCAGAGGAAAUGAGAGAAAGAAAAUUCCCUAUUCUUUUUGAGUUAUAUUUAGAUGAGGAAUGGCCAUAAGCAUUAGAAAUGCAAGAAUGUGAGGUAAAUACAAUUAUUUGUUAAUUAAUUAGAGAGCUUCCUAAGCAAGAAGAAAAGAGACGAUAUAAGUACCUGGAAAUGGAGAGUAUUCUUAAGUGUACACUGGAAAUAUUAAAGCAAAAUUAAGAGCUCAUAUGUGGUAUUAUGCUAUAUCUGAUUGUCAUCGAAGAUUAAGAGAUGAAUUCAAAGAAGAUCAAUAUAAAAAGAUUAAAUUUGAAGUGGAUAUUCAUAUUAAGAAUGUAGGUAAGACUGAAUUUUCAGUUGAAUAAUUUGGAAUUUAAUAUUUCAUGAUUGUGGUAGUUUUAGUUGACAUUAUAAUGUUAGCUUAUAAUGGCUAUUAUAUAGUAUAAAGACAUGAAAAGUAUGAGGAAUUCAGUUUAGCUUUGUUUCUAUUAGUAAUAACUCUUUUCCUUGAAACUAUUUCUUAUGGUGUGAAUUUAUUACACUUAUGGGUAUAUAGUUAUAAUGGGGAAGGUGUAUUUGUUUUACAUGUGGUAUCAGUUAUUGUAUAAGUAAAUGUUAAUAAUUAAGGCAGGUUGCAUCUCAAUUCUCAUUAACAAUGAUAUUAGUAAUGUUAUCUUGGGGUUGGCAAAUUAAUUUUAAUAAAUUCGAUAAUUUUGAAAUAUUUUUACCUUUAUCACUAUUAAUAGCAUUCUUUCAAUUGACUAUAGUAGGAGUUGGUUUUAUUGAUUAUGAUGCUUAUUAUAAGGAUCAUUCUUAUGAAGGAUGGGUUGGUUGGUUAGCAUCAUUUAUAUUUAUUGGAGAAUUCAUAUACUUUAUUAAUGGAUUAUCUAAUACAUAUAAAAAGAGUAAUGGAGCAGUUUAAUAAUUUAUAUUGAUGCUUGGAAUCUAUGGUGGAUUCUAUUUCAUUAGUUUUCCAGUUCUCUAGACAGUUAAUUUGGUAUAAUAAUUAAUAAUAAUUAUUUAGAUUGUUGCCAGAUAUCUUAGACAUAAAGUAAUGGAAAUAGGGACUAUAACUUUAAGGACUGCUGCUAUUUUACUUUUGACUCAUUUAUUUACAUCUAAAAAAUCCAUAUUUGCUAAAAUAUCAUAUGAUAAUAAAAGCUUUUUAGAUAGAAAUAAGGAUGAGUGA